Messenger RNA from Trichoderma reesei QM6a, 1089 nucleotides. RefSeq lists its product as uncharacterized. The transcript has 2 exons. Gene Ontology annotation, cellular component: nucleus; RNA N6-methyladenosine methyltransferase complex. The record is from RefSeq and is a predicted model, not a curated record. Lineage: Eukaryota; Fungi; Ascomycota; Sordariomycetes; Hypocreales; Hypocreaceae. Bases 1 to 1089 code for a protein of 362 amino acids. Gene Ontology annotation, molecular function: nucleic acid binding; methyltransferase activity.
AUGACAUCCAAACCAACAACAGAGGCACCAUCAUCUCAUAGCACAUCAUCAUCCUCACCAUCAUCCUCACCAGCCCCCCCUUCUUCAACAACCUCAUCAAUCCUCUUCCAGUCCAACGAUAAAACCCCCGUCACCCUCGUCGACAUCCCGCGCUCCCUCGAAGAAGCCCAAGUCCCGCCCGGCCACCGGCCCUCUGCGCGAAUCAUCUCCGGCCCUCCGCCGCGGACGCCAUACAUCACGCCGGAGCCGCGCCGGGGCAAUGAUGGAUCUGCUUCGACGCAGUCCGCGGGGGCGCAGAUUGCAGAGCUGAUGGCGGCGGCGGCGGCGAGGGGCGCGCUGGAGGAGCUGAGGAGGGCGUAUUCGGGGGUGUUUUGUUUGCCUCGGGUUUGUGCUGCUGAGACCGAGGCGGCGUCUUUGCUAAAUGUCAAGAUUCCUCCCGGGGCGAAAUACCUGCACGGAUCGAUACAAGACCUGCGUCAAACAUUCAUUGACACGGCGCCGCAGUUCAAGCUCAUUGUCCUUGAUCCCCCAUGGCCUAAUCGAUCUGUCCGAAGGAACCAGAAAGCAGGCUCCAGAUACAAGACCGUUGCGAACAUGACUGAGAUGCGGCAUCUCCUGUCCAGCAUACCGGUGGCGUCUCAUCUUGCCCCUGACGGCCUGGUAGCAGUCUGGAUCACCAACAAAGCCAGCAUCUACGACCUCAUGACGUCUCCUGCCCGAGGAAUAUUCGCCGCUUGGGGCCUAGAGCUCGUCACGCAGUGGACGUGGCUCAAGGUCACAGCCUCCGGGGAGCCGAUUUUCGAUGUUGAUUCUGCGUGGAGGAAGCCCUGGGAGACGCUCCUGAUAGCGAGGCGUGUGGGGGCAAAGGUGGCUGCUGGUGUUGGAUUGAAGUUGAAGCCGCGGGUCAUUGUGGCGGUUCCGGAUGUUCAUUCGCGGAAGCCGAAUCUCAGGGGAUUGUUUGACGAUGUUUUGGGAGGAGAAGGGCAGGAGUAUCAGGGCUUGGAGGUGUUUGCGAGGAAUCUUACGGCUGGGUGGUGGAGUUGGGGGGAUCAGGUGUUGCAUUUCCAGGGGGCGGAGCAUUGGGGAUGA